CCUAAGUACCUAAGGUAAGUAAGCUUACCUGUGGUUUGGUUGCCUGGGAGCUUGAGCUGUAGAUAGCUAGCAGUAGAUAUCCUUCGUUUCACCUCUGCAUCAUCAACUACUCCCCUUCCCUUUCACGUUUUUGCAUAAUAUUCCAUCUAUUUCUUCGAUAUCCUUUUUUGUUGGAAUAGUCCUCAACGCAAACAAAUCUACCACCAUGAAAGCCUCCCUCCUCUCAUCACUGCUUCUGCCAGCAGCAGCUAGCGCUCGCUUCAUCGAGGCUAACGAGGCCAUCGAGGCAAAUCGCAUCCUACCUUAUGUGGAUGCCCUCCUCGACGAAGGUGCCUCUGUUGAGAAGUUCCUUAUCGAGCUGUCUCCUGGCGAGACGCGCUAUGUAACCGAAGAUGAGAAAUGGGAGCUUCGCCGAGCCGGGAAGAAUUUCAUGGAUAUCACAGAAAAUGGUGACCUCGGGACGCUGAGAGCCUCGUCGCGAUCCACUGCUGUUUUCCCCAAGAAGGCGAAGCUCCAAAAUGAGAUCAGACCCCUACUGGCAAACCUGUCAAAAACACCGAUGGAAGAACAUCUUACAAAGUUCACCAGCUUUCACACACGCUAUUAUAAGUCAGACUAUGGGCGACAAUCCUCGGAGUGGCUUCUCCAGACCGUCCAGAAUACCAUCAAGGAGGCAGAUGCUGACCAGUAUGGAGUCAAAGCCGAACACUUCAAACACAGCUGGGGUCAACACUCAAUCAUAGCGACGAUACCGGGGAAGUCGAAAUCGACCGUCGUCAUUGGCGCGCAUCAAGACUCAGUCAACAUGUGGCUACCAUCAAUUCUUGCUGCUCCCGGUGCCGAUGACGACGGCUCCGGCACCGUCACCAUUCUUGAGGCCUUCCGCGUUCUGCUACAGUCCGAGAAUGUGAUAAAGGGCAACGCCCAAAAUACUAUAGAGUUCCAUUGGUACAGUGCCGAGGAAGGCGGUCUUCUCGGUAGCCAGGCUAUCUUUUCCGAUUACGAAAAGAAAGGUCGAGAUGUCAAGGCAAUGCUUCAGCAAGAUAUGACAGGCUUCAUUCAGAAAACUAUUGAUGCCGGUAAGCCGGAGAGCGUGGGCGUCAUCACCGACUUUGUUGACGCUGGUUUGACUGCCUUUAUUAAAAAAAUCAUUGAAGAGUAUUGCGACAUUCCGUAUGUCGAGACGAAGUGUGGCUACGCUUGUUCCGAUCACGCUUCCGCUUCAAAGGCCGGCUAUCCCUCUGCUUUCGUGAUCGAAUCCUCUUUCCCCGACUCUGAUGAUCAUAUUCACGGUACUGAAGAUCUCAUCAAAUAUCUCUCCUUCGACCACAUGUUGCAACAUGCCAAAAUGACCCUAGGUUUUGUAUAUGAGCUAGGAUUUACAGACUUUAAAGAGCUUGAGGGUUCCGAGGUUGGCGAAUUGUAGAACUUGAAACCUGUGGAUGGGCAUAUACUUAGAAUUGAAAGGUGGAUUUUGUGAACAAUGUGAACAGAGCAUUCGAAUACUUGACCUUUCAACUGCUCGGUGAUUUAUCUGAUACGUCAUCACACCCACCUAUCUAGCAAGCUUACGUGACUAGCUCCCACCCAGACUCGCCAGGGUCGGCAUAAACAUAGAUGUCCCAAGCUGGAUACGAAGGUUGCGGGAAAGCGGCGGCGGCGUAAUUGAUUGCGUCAUUACUCGGCUCCAGCGUGCCGGACGUAAGCCCAAAAUGCUGUGAACUUAGAAUCCGGCCUCGCUAUCUCAUCUAGAUAUGGGAACACGUUAGUGCCUUUGGAUACGUGCCUAAUUCUAUGCCUAUACUGAUUGGCCAAUGCAUUGUUGCAAGGGCUGUCAAGGGAGGUAAGCCAGGCGACGUCAAAGCAAGCUUCGCGCCAAGGAAUCAGGGUUUGAAGCUUAAGGCCUACC
Molecule: messenger RNA, 1909 nt
Organism: Xylaria bambusicola
Lineage: Eukaryota; Fungi; Ascomycota; Sordariomycetes; Xylariales; Xylariaceae
Product: Zn-dependent exopeptidase
Exons: 5
Coding region: 206-1426 (406 amino acids)
Biological process (GO): proteolysis
Molecular function (GO): metalloexopeptidase activity
Source: RefSeq, a predicted model, not a curated record